Molecule: messenger RNA, 591 nt
Organism: Rotaria socialis
Lineage: Eukaryota; Metazoa; Rotifera; Eurotatoria; Philodinida; Philodinidae
Source: the annotation of a GenBank genome assembly
AUGGAUCGAAGUCAAGCUACAAAAACUUAUCUUGAAGAAACGAAUAAAUUACGUUUAAAAUUAUCUCGAUUAGAAGUUAAGUCAAUAGAAGAAAAAGCUUCUGGUGAAGUACUUAAAUGGCGUCGAAAUUUUGAUACAUCUUCCUCGAUUCAACUCGAACGCGUAUUCAAUGGGAUAGAAAAACGUAAACAAGAAGAAGUGAUUGCUUUAGUUAAUGAACUACGUAUUGCUCUCGACGAAUUCAAAGAAACAAGUCUUAGACGUCUUGCAGAACUUGAUGGAUUCAUUUCGGAGAAAAGUCUCAACGAUGAGGGUCAAGUUAAUUAUGUUAAAUUUGAGUUGGAUUCGAUGGACAAAAAAAUUGAAUGUCUUCAAAUGAAUAUUAUUGUAAAAGUUGUUGAUACAUCCAGACAACGGCGUUCAUCGACUGCACUCACUCGAAAUACACUUGAAUUAAAUAAAGUAUUUGAUUUUAACAAGCCUCCAUCAAAUUCUGAUUCAUCAACUGGGUUUUUUCAAGCUAUCAGAAAUUUUUUUAAUCGUGCUUCAUCAGCUGGAGCAAGUUAUUACAAUAUCGAUUUACCUGAAUAA